This is a messenger RNA of Seriola aureovittata, 1699 nucleotides long. RefSeq names its product myristoylated alanine-rich protein kinase C substrate b (gene marcksb). Gene Ontology annotation, cellular component: actin filament bundle; plasma membrane; cytoplasm. The transcript has 2 exons. The coding region runs from base 293 to 967 and encodes 224 amino acids. Gene Ontology annotation, molecular function: calmodulin binding; actin filament binding. The record is from RefSeq and is a predicted model, not a curated record. Lineage: Eukaryota; Metazoa; Chordata; Actinopteri; Carangiformes; Carangidae. Gene Ontology annotation, biological process: actin filament organization; central nervous system development.
UGGGCGUUGUACUCCGCAUCUCAUUUGCAGCGGGGCCAAUUUCUCCAUUUACAAACUCUGCUCUCGAGAAAAAAUUGAAAGAAUUCGCGUCUCUUUCGCAUCUUCGCCACAAUUUUUUUCCCCUUGCAAGUUCUCACACGUCCCUUUGCGGUCACUUCGGUUUCGGGCUGAUUCCUCGGCUUCGCUUGGAGAAGGAGGUGUCAGCGGCGUUUGACUUGAUUUUUUGGGGAGGAAGCUUGCGGUCUUUGUUCAUUCAUUUGAAUCGGUUGGGUUCCUUUGUUGGACCAAAAGCAUGGGAGCACAAAUCUCCAAAACCGCUGGAAAAGAGGAAGCUGCGGUAGAAAAGCCAGCAGAAGGUGCAGCUGUUGCAGCCAAGUCAAACGGACAGGAGAAUGGACAUGCCAAGACCAACGGGGAUGCCUCUCCAGCUGCAGAGGAGGCCAACAAGGCUGAUGUUCAAGCCAACGGCAGCACUCCUACCGAGGAGGUGCCAAAAGAAGAAGGCGAGAAAGUAGAGGGUGCUGAGGCCAAUGGAGAGAAGGAGCCUGCAGCCACAAAUGGAGAAGCCUCUGCCAAGCCGGAGGAAGGCACUCCAUCCACCAGCGAGGAUGGCAAGCAGAAGAAAAAGCGUUUCUCCUUCAAGAAACCCUCCUUCAAGCUCAGCGGCUUCUCUUUCAAGAAGACCAAGAAGGAAUCUGAGGAGGCAGUGGAGGAAGGAGCAGGAGCAGAGUCAGCCGAAGGAGAGAAGGCGGAAUCCGAGGAGGCAGCUACUGAGGAGACCAAGCCGGCUGAGGCUGGUGAGGAGGGAGCCAAGGAGGCUGCAGCCGAGGAGCCAAAAGCUGAGGAGGAGGUGAAGGCAGAGGAAACAGCGGCAGCAGCAGCAGGAGAAGAGGAGAAACCAGCUGAAGCUUCACCCACUGAACCAGAAACUGCAGCCAGUCCAGAGGCCACGGCCGCCGCCGAGUAAUCCUGCUGAACGAGACGCCGGAAUGAAGGAGACGAUGGAGCCCGUCUGAAGGAAUGCGAGGACUUGUCUAAAACCAGGGAUUUUUUUGUUAAUUUUUUUGUUGGUGUUUGUUUACUAUUCUGCAACCAUCUCAUCCAUAAUGACUGCAGUGUCCGUGGCAGUGAUGGACAGGAGGUGUACUGGCGAGUGUGCUGCUUCCUCACUGCUCAUUGGUGCUUGCAUUUGUGACGUGGGUGAGUGUGAAAGUGCGAAUGUGAGUGUGAAUGUUUUUCUACAUGAAACCAUGACUGUGUUGACACGUUGCUGAAUUUGACAUAUUUAAUCAAAGUAUUUGGUGCUGGGCAAUUGGAUGUAGCAGCUAAAGCUGUGUCUGCAAGAUUUGACACAUUGUGAUAUUUAAAGGGAAAGUCCUAAACCAAGUCUUAAAUGUUGUCUUUGCAGUGCACAGUUGUUUACAACUCUUUAAGCUCAAUGCUCCUGUGGACACGACCAUUCCUGAAUGAAUAGAUUUAGUUAACUGUCAAAACAAUAGAUACUCAUCACUUUCCAUUAGAUUCCACCAUUUCAAAACUCUGUAGUAAUGCACGUUGUAUAGACUUUGAUAUUACUGGUUUUAUGACUGAGAUGUACCUAAAUGACUGAAGUUUUUAACAGAUUACCCAUUGUAAAUGAAGUUUUCUUGUUUUUCACCAUUUGUAAGAUUGAAUAAAAUUGGGAGAUGUUUUAAGCAAA